GAGCUGGUGUUCCACCACCCCGUGCCCGUAUCUCGUUCAUCUCUCAAGACGCCAGCGACGCUCGGAGGCGUUCGGCUACGUCUGCAUGACGCAAGAUGGCUGCCAUCGCUUUAUUGGCAUCAAGACCGAGAAGGCGGCAUCCCAGCUGGUGGUGGCGCUGCGUGACCUCUUCCAGGUGGUGCUGGAGAUGAAGCAGCACGAGCUGCGUCAGGCACAGCUUGAGCAGCGGCAGCAGCUGCAGGAAUGGAAGCCCCCCACGGACUUCAACAAUCGCGGGGAGGCACAGGAGGUGAUCUGCAGUCCUCAGGCUGAGAGCUGCGGUGAGCCCGCCUCCUCUGCGGACAGCAAGACUCCCACAGUGGAUGACCUCCUCGAUUUGCAGUCUGAGCUGGACUCUCUACAAGAGGGUAUCCAGCAGAUGGAGACGACGAUAGCCGCCGCGGCCACGCUGGUAUCACCCGACCCGUUCGACACGUCCUUCAUUGUCGACCCAAGGCAGCAGCAGCAGUAUCACCACCAUCCCGGCUCCCGUGCCUUCCUCUCUGAGCCAGCAACACCCGUGGGGCCACCUCCGCCUCUGUUGCCGCCGCCGCCUCCGACUGCGCGUGCCUCGCAGUCGUCUGCCAUCGCAGGGACAGCGCAGCAGCAGCACCGAGCCGUGCCGCCGCCGCGGACCUGCCGUUCGGUGAUGCACCACAGUCACGGCCUCCUGCCCCGACUCCGGCACGACCUGUUUGCCGACUGGACCCCUAUCCGAAAGCAGUGGGAAGAUGGUAGGCAUCGCCACGUUGCCUUUGGACGAACUCAAGAGCCCCCUGGACCCAUAGCUGAAGCUGGGUGGCAGCAGCAGACAGCAAUCCGCGUUUCAACGAUAUUCAGCCCGCUCAAUCCUGGCUCAAGCCAGCAAAGGCGGCCUCAUCUCCACUUCGUCGGGCAGCAGCAAACCUCUUUAGCGCUGUGGAGCGCAGACCUUUUGCGACGAGUUUCGCGGGACCUGCUCUUCCAGCAACCAG
This is a messenger RNA of Rhipicephalus microplus (southern cattle tick), 1013 nucleotides long. RefSeq lists its product as uncharacterized. Gene Ontology annotation, cellular component: cytoplasm. NCBI's taxonomy places the organism in Eukaryota, Metazoa, Arthropoda, Arachnida, Ixodida, Ixodidae. The record is from RefSeq and is a predicted model, not a curated record.